CACGUACCUAAUCUAAAGGUAUGACUCGAAACUUUCUAACAGUUUGGGAUUGAAAGGUAUUUUCUUCAUCGCAACCUCGCAACCUUAUCACCAAAGAUUUCAACAGCAGGGAUAAGGCAACUUCACCAUGGCAGAUCCCAUCAAGAUCGUGGAAGGGCUGCAUAAUGCAACCCUCAAGGAUCUUAAAGGGACUGAAAAGCGAGAUUCCCUAAUCGCGAUUGAGAAGAAAUACCAGCGAGAAUGGGAAACCCAGAAGCUAUUCAAUGCUGAUGCGCCAUCGACCGCCGAUAUCCCUCUCCACUCUAUAUCCGCUGCUGAGUUGCGAGAGAAGUUCCCAAAGUUCUUCGGAACUAUCGCCUUUCCUUAUACGAAUGGGCGUCUCCAUGUCGGCCAUGCCUUUUCGUUUAGCAAAGUCGAAUUCCACGUCGGCUAUGCUCGAAUGAAAGGGAUCAACGUCUUAUGGCCGCAAGGAUAUCAUUGCACUGGCUUGCCUAUCAAGGCAUGCGCCGACAAACUCGCCAAAGAGGUCGAGAUGUUCGGCCAAGAGUUCGAGAAGUACGAGGAGGAAGGGGAGCCCAUGGUCCAGGCAGCUGCCGCGCCGGCCCAGAGAGAGCGGGAGGACGUGACCAAGUUCACCGCAAAGAAAGGCAAGGCUGCCGCGAAGGCCGUUAAAAUGAAGUAUCAAUUCCAGAUAAUGCAAGCUAUGGGUAUUCCCGUCCAACAAAUACAUCUCUUUGCCGAUCCAGCCUAUUGGCUCGAGUACUUCCCACCUCUCUGCAAGCUCGACUUGAGCAACUUCGGCAGCAGGAUCGAUUGGCGCAGACAAUUUGUCACAACGGAUGCCAAUCCAUACUUCGAUGCGUUUGUCCGCUGGCAGAUGAUCCGACUAAGGGAGUUAGAUAAGAUCAAGUUUGGCAAACGUCACACGAUCUACUCGAUUAAAGAUGGACAGCCUUGCAUGGACCACGACCGUAGUGAAGGAGAAGGAGUGAACCCUCAAUUAUAUGUGGCAAUCAAGAUGCGAGUGCUCGAGUUUGCUUCCAAAGCCCAGGACACCUUAAAGGGAAAACUUCCCGACGAUGCUAAAGUCUAUCUAGUCCCAGCAACACUACGCGCCGAGACCAUGUACGGACAAGUGGCUUGCUUCGUUUCACCCAAGAUUACCUACGGCAUCUACGAAGCCGCCCCUGGAGAAUAUUAUGUGAUGACGGAAAGGGGCGCUAGGAACAUGGCCUACCAGGAAAUAUUCGCCCAAGAAGGUGUCAUCAAGAAGGUUGCUGAAAUUGAUGGCUCGGAUCUUAUCGGGUCGCUGGUCAAUGCUCCCCUAAGCUUCCACAAGGAUGGAGUUCGAGUACUUCCCAUGGAGUCGAUCCUUGAAACUAAAGGCACUGGAGUCGUGACAUGUGUUCCCUCAGAUUCACCUGAUGACUAUGCCACGAUAACAGACCUAGCUAAAAAGGCCGACUAUUACAAGAUCAAGAAGGAGUGGGCGGAGCUAGAUAUUAUCCCCAUCAUCCAGACGCCUACAUCUGACUUGCUAGCCUUGGAACUAGUCAAAAAGCUAAAGAUUGCGUCCCCGAAGGAUGUAAAGCAACUCAAGGAAGCCAAGGAGUUGGCUUACAAGGAGGGUUUCUACCAGGGUCACAUGUUGGUAGGAGAUUUCAAAGGUGAAAAAGUAGCAGAUGCCAAGCCUAAGGUUCGAGCUCAACUGAUUGAAGCUGGUCUUGCCUUCGAAUACGCAGAACCUGAGAAUAAAGUCGUUAGUAGGAGCGGCGAUGAGUGUACAGUCGCUCUCAUGGAGCAAUAUUAUAUUGACUAUGGAGAGGAUAAGUGGCGCACAAUCGCUACUGAAUAUGUUGAGAACAAGGACGGAAAUGGUCUCAAUACUUAUUCGAGCGACGCACGCAAUGCAUUCUUGGGUGUGCUUGACUGGCUCAAGCAAUGGGCGUGCGCCAGGACGUACGGCCUUGGCUCAAAACUUCCAUGGGCGCCUGAAUUUUUGGUGGAGAGCUUGAGUGACUCGACUGUCUACAUGAGCUACUACACGGUUGCCCAUUUCCUCCAUAAUGACCUGUUCGGGCGGGAAAAGGGCACUGGCAACAUUGCACCAGAACAGAUGAUUGACGAAGUCUGGGACUACAUCUUUUGCCGCGCUAGCCUCACUGACGACCUCCUAGCCAAGUCGAAGAUCCCCAAGGAGACACUCGAGUCCAUGCGCCGCGAAUUUGAAUACUUUUACCCUCUCGACCUGAGAGCAAGCGGCAAGGAUCUAAUCAACAAUCAUCUAACAUUUUUCCUCUACAACCACAUUGCGCUGUUCCCUAGGGAAUACUGGCCCAAGUCUAUUCGAGUAAAUGGACACUUACAGCUUAAUGGCGAAAAGAUGUCCAAGAGUACUGGCAACUUCAUGACUCUUGAUGAAGUGGUAAAGAAGUUCGGUGCAGAUGCUUCCCGUAUCGCCCUUGCGGAUGCUGGAGAUGCCAUUCAAGACUCCAAUUUCGUCGAGGACGUUGCCGAUAACACCAUUCUUCGACUACACACCCUGAGGGAAUGGUGUGAAGAGAUGGCUAAGAGCCAGGACCUUCGAACAGAGCUGAAUGACUUCGAAGACGCCCUUUUCGAUAACGAAAUGAACGCUCUUGUACAGGAGGCGAAGAAUCAUUACGAAGACACAAACUACAAGAUGGCUCUCAAGUCGUGCUUCUACGACCUGAUUAACGCAAAAGACGUCUAUAGAGCAGCUUGCGUAGCCGCCGGGAUCCCACUGAACAAGGAGCUGGUGUCUAAAUAUAUGAGGCUCCAAGCCCUGUCGCUCGCCCCGAUUGCGCCUCAUUGGUCCGAGUACAUCUGGCUCGAGGUGCUACACGAGACCCAGACAAUACAGGUAGCCCGAUGGCCUGUAGUGCCCGAGGCGAAUGCUGGCCUUAGCGCGGCCCGUGCCUACGUGCUCACGACACAGUCUAACAUCACGUCGGCCGAAUCAGCGCAGAUAAAAAAAAUGGCCAAGGGAAAACAAAUGAACUUCGACCCUAAGAAGCCCAAAAAGCUGACCAUUUUCAUAACUCGCGAAUUCCCCAAGUGGCAGAAUGAGUGCAUCAAUCUCAUAAGAGAGACGUGGGAUGAGGAGACCAAGACGCAGAAGUGCACUGACAAGGAGCUAAGCGGGCGUAUUGCUAAGAUAGGCAAGGUAAAGGAGGCGAUGCCAUUCGUCCAGCUGCUCAAGAAGAGGCUCCGCAAUGGAGAGCCGGCCGACAUUGUGAUGGAACGUAAAUUAGCCUUCGAUGAGUCCAAGACCAUUACAGCUAUGGUACCUGGUCUAAAGAGAGCGGCAGGGUUGUCGGGCGUAGAUGUCUUAUUAGUAACCGAGGACAGCAAAACGGGAAUCGACCUAAUAAACGGCGGAGAGGUUGAAAUCAAGUCACCAAUCGCCGAGUUAGCUGUACCGGGUCAGCCAUCGUUUCUUUUCGAGAAUGUUGAGGCAUAAUCGAAAGGGGAUAGAUGCGAUAGUGUUAGGUAUAAAGGAAAAGGAAAGGACCAAAAAAAAAAGAUAACAAGCUAACAAGCUCUUGUAUAAUCGCAUGUCCGGGCGGCUUUCAAAUGUGCAAGUAACUAGCUUAACUAACUCUUUUAGAUAGAAGAGUCAUCAAAGGCGAGAUGAUAAUAUACUGAAGCCGAGAUGACGAAUAGGGCCAUGAAGGGGGUUAGUGAGAUAAUAUAGAGUGCAUUGUGGAAUGCUAAAGUAU
Messenger RNA from Daldinia caldariorum, 3743 nucleotides. RefSeq names its product leucyl-tRNA synthetase. The coding region runs from base 128 to 3484 and encodes 1118 amino acids. The record is from RefSeq and is a predicted model, not a curated record. Gene Ontology annotation, molecular function: aminoacyl-tRNA deacylase activity; ATP binding; leucine-tRNA ligase activity. The transcript is spliced from 4 exons. Lineage: Eukaryota; Fungi; Ascomycota; Sordariomycetes; Xylariales; Hypoxylaceae. Gene Ontology annotation, biological process: leucyl-tRNA aminoacylation.